Dreissena polymorpha is the source of this 1077-nucleotide messenger RNA. RefSeq lists its product as uncharacterized. The transcript has 3 exons. The record is from RefSeq and is a predicted model, not a curated record. NCBI's taxonomy places the organism in Eukaryota, Metazoa, Mollusca, Bivalvia, Myida, Dreissenidae. The coding region runs from base 1 to 1077 and encodes 358 amino acids.
AUGGAUAAGCUAAAUAUCAGCAAAAAGCCACACAGAAAACCUCAUCCACCCAGCUCUGGACGUGCCAGCAGUCGCACAUCACGUCUGCGACAUUUUCCAGCCAGCACCAGCUACAGUCUUGUAGGCACCAGCUCGCUGAACCGCAACCUCUGUCUGCCCCCUGUGAGUAACCGCUCCGACUUCGCCCUGCGACACUCCUUACUAAGACACCGCAUGGAGAGGCGCGAGAGGGAGGAGGAGAAGGAGAAGGCUGCGGCUGCAUUUGAAACUUCCCUGGCAGCUGUGGGAGGGGCCUCCAAGCUGGCGUCAGAUUCAGUUGACUCAGACGGGGAUAAGCCUAGUUAUGAGCUCGAUAGUCUGGAACAGCUCAAUAAAGUGUUGUCACGCGUCAUGGAUGCUGGUGGCUAUGGCGUUGAUAAUAGUAAUGAGGAAUAUCCAGAUUUAGAAACUGUAAAUGAAAUUUCUAGUGUUAUUAAAGAGACUUCAGGUCAAGAUGACCAUAUAAGUGAUAAACCAGUUAAUCCAGAGGAACAUGACAAGACAGUCACUGAACCUGCUGUGUCUAACUGUGAUAAAGGCAGUGCCAGUAAGAGUCCUGCCAUUGCGAAGCGUGAUUUACUCAGGUUGGGCAGUCAGACGGAGGAAGGGGCCGUUGGGGGAGUAUCCAGGCCUGUAACAUCCACUAAAAUCAAAGACUCUUCACCUGACUAUUUUCGUGAGUCCCCACGUGCCACACCCUCUUCCAAGGGCAAGUCUAAAAUUAAGGACUAUUCUCUUUUCGACAGCCUGCGGGACACUCUUGGGGGCAGUUCAUCCCUGUCCAGGCAUAGCUCCCUUGAUAAGAGAAAGGAGUUUACAUUAGAAAGUUUGAGUACCAGUGAAGCAAGAGUGAUGUCUGGAUUACUUCGUCAGGCAUCCCUUGAGAAAGUUGGCUCUUCUCGGAUAGGAAAUGUGACUGUAACAAGUGCUAGUAGAAACAAGGUUUCUGGAAACUACACACUCGGAAGCUCUACAUUCCCUGAUGCUCGCAUCACAACCCCAGAAGGCCGACUUAUUCAUUUUUAUCCCAGCGUUUGA